Messenger RNA from Aspergillus caelatus, 408 nucleotides. RefSeq lists its product as uncharacterized. The transcript has 4 exons. Bases 1 to 408 code for a protein of 135 amino acids. NCBI's taxonomy places the organism in Eukaryota, Fungi, Ascomycota, Eurotiomycetes, Eurotiales, Aspergillaceae. The record is from RefSeq and is a predicted model, not a curated record.
AUGCUAAUAUCGCACUGUAGAGUCCACAUCCUCCUGGAAGAACUCAGGGAUGUCCACGGCCUCGACUGUACAACCAGUCUCAUCCUGUCAGGCCGAAUCCCCAUCCUAAGAGACAACACCAGAGACCCUCCGUACUCGGUCAUGGAAUCCUCGGCAGAACUGCUCUACCUCAUCUCCAGCGUCGACAAGAACCACCAAUCCUGUACUGGUAUUCUUCCUCUACAUGCAACGACACGCUUUAGAAACGAGGUUCUCCGAAUCUACCAGGUCCUUGAGACGCAUCUGUCAGGAAUAUAUAGUGGUAACGCGCGGGAGUACCUCGCCGAACCCGGCCGGCUGUGCAGCGUGGAUUGGGGGGAAUGGUAUGAUGAGGAUAGUUAUCCGGAGCUGGUUAUUAAGAUGGAGUGA